CGCGCCCCAACGAGAGAGAGAGAGCGCGCGAGCGAGCGAGCGAGAGGGCGGGAGGAGAGAGAGAGACACAGCGAGAACCGCCUCGCGCACCCUACGGGCCAAACAGGGCCCCCUCAGACGGAUACGGAAUUCUCGGUAGCCGAGGCAGUAAGACGAGUAGCAGCGCAAGCGAGCCGAUGGCGGCGAAGGUAGCGCUGAAGCGGGAAGAGACUCCUCGCCCCUCCGGGUCUACGCUUCCUGUACCCGAAAACCCGGCGGCGGCGGCGGCGGCGGCGGCCCCUUGGCUCGGAGCGGCGCUGCGGCUGCUGGUCGCGCUGCUCCUGAACGCGGCCCGGGCCGAGAAAGAAGCUUUCAUCCAGUCAGAUAGCAUAAUAGAAGUUCUGCGUUUUGAUGAAGGAGGCUUAUUACAGACUGAGACAACCAUUAGCCUCAGUUCAUAUCAACAGAAAAGUGUAUCUAUGUAUCGAGGGAACUGCAGACCUAUUCAGUUUGAACCACCAAUGCUGGAUUUCCAUGAACAGCCAGUUGGGAUGCCAAAAAUGGAAAAGGUUUACUUGCAUAAUCCCAGCUCAGAAGAAACUAUUAUAUUGGUAUCAAUAUCUGCAACAACCUCACACUUUCAUGCAUCUUUUUUUCAAAACAGGAAAAUCCUCCCAGGAGGGAACACAUCAUUUGAUGUAGUUUUUCUUGCAAGAAUGGUGGGAAAUGUAGAAAAUACUUUAUUUAUUAACACAUCUAAUCAUGGAGUAUUUACUUACCAGGUGUUUGGUGUAGGAGUACCAAAUCCUUACAGACUCCGCCCUUUUAUUGGAGCAAAAGUUCCUGUAAAUAGCAGCUUUUCUCCUAUAAUUAAUAUCCAUAAUCCCCACAGUGAACCUUUGCAGGUGGUGGAAAUGUAUUCAAGUGGAGGUGAUCUCCACCUAGAGCUUCCAACUGGCCAGCAAGGGGGUUCAAGAAAAUUAUGGGAAAUUCCUCCCUAUGAAACUAAAGGAGUUAUGAGAGCCAGUUUUUCUUCAAGAGAAGCUGAUAAUUACACAGCCUUCAUUCGAAUAAAAACAAAUGCCUCAGAUAGUACUGAGUUUAUUAUUCUUCCAGUAGAAGUAGAAGUCACAACAGCCCCUGGAAUUUAUUCAUCAACAGAAAUGCUAGAUUUUGGUACAUUAAGAACACAAGAUCUGCCAAAAGUUUUAAAUCUACACUUGUUAAAUUCAGGAACAAAGGAUGUGCCAAUAACAAGUGUUCGACCCACACCACAAAAUGAAGCCAUCACAGUGCAUUUCAAGCCAAUUACACUGCGGGCUUCUGAAAGUAAAUAUACCAAAGUUGCAAGUAUUAGUUUUGAUGCAUCAAAAGCAAAACGACCCCCACAGUUUUCUGGAAAAAUAACAGUCAAAGCAAAAGAGAAGAGUUACUCUAAACUUGAAAUUCCAUAUCAGGCAGAAGUAUUAGAUGGAUACUUAGGAUUUGAUCAUGCAGCCACUUUGUUUCAUAUCCGUGACAGUCCUGCUGACUCUGUGGAAAGGCCUAUCUAUUUAACAAACACAUUCAAUUUUGCAGUGUUUGUUCAUGAUAUAAUGCUACCAGAAGAAAUCAAAGCAAUAUUUAAAGUCCACAACUUCAGCAAACCAGUUUUAAUUCCACCAAAUGAAUCCAGAUAUAUUUUCACACUUUAUUUUGUGGCUUCCUUGUCAUCUCUUCACAUUGAUAGCAAUAUUUUGCUUAUUACCAAUGUCUCUAAAUUUCAUCUACCUGUGAGAGCAUACACUGGAUUUUUAGAUUAUUUUGUAUUGCCUCCAAAACCUGACAAGCAGAUAAUAGACUUUGGUAUACUAAGUGCCACGGAAACUAGUAGCAUUUUGUUUGCAAUUAUCAACAGCAAUCCAAUUCAGGUAAGAGACAUUCACAUUGUAGUUUUGAUUUUUCUUAAAUGGCAAUGCCAAUUAUUAUUAAACUGUCCUAUCUUUUUCAAGCUGGCUAUAAAAAGUUGGCAUGUAAUAGGUGAUGGUCUGACCAUAGAACUUCUAGCUGUUGAAAAAGGAAACAAAACUACGAUAAUUGCAAGUCUUCCAGAGUUAGAAAAGUCUAGUUCCUUGGAUCAAACAUCAAUAACAUUGAUGCCUGGUUCAUACACCGUAUUCAGAGUAAGAUUAUUACCAAAAGAGCUUGAAGGAAUACAUGAUGGGGCCAUACAAAUCUCAACAGAUUAUGAGAUCUUAACAGUUCCUGUGAAGGCUGUAAUUGCUGUAGGUUCGCUGACUUGCUCCCCAAAACACAUUCUUCUUCCACCUUCCUUUCCAGGCAAGACAGUUCAUCAGAGUUUGAGUAUUAUGAGCUCUUUCUCACAGAAGGUAAAAAUACAGCAGAUACGCUCACUGUCAGAAGAUGUUCGGUUUUAUUACAAGAGAUUACGAAGUAACAAGGAAGAUCUGGAGCCAGGAAAAAAAUCCAAGAUUGCAAAUAUUUAUUUUGACCCUGGUUUACAAUGUGGAAAUCACUGUUAUGUGGGAUUGCCCUUUCUGGCUAAAUCUGAAUCAAAAUUACAGCACAGUAUAUACAUGCAAGAAGAUGCAUGGGAUUCUGAUUGGGAUUUGCAUGAUAAUUUAUUCAGAGAAUGGAUUGACAUAAGAGAACACUCGGGCAAUCAAUUAAGUGCUGUAUUUGAAGUGGACACAGAUCUUCAGAAGGCAGUCACAUCCAAAGUCACAGCAGAAUUGACCUGGCCCUCUUUACUCAGUCCUUUGCGCCAUUUGGAUUUCUCACUUACCAACACAAACAGUUCUUCUGAGGAAGAUAUUCUUCUAGAAAACCCAGCAGAUGUUACUGUUUUUGCUCAGCUACUUCCCAUAGCACUGUUUUCCAAUCCAUCGGUCUUCGCAGAUAAGCUAAUAGACCGGUUUAAUUUUAGUAAGGCAGCAAACUUCAAUUUGAGGACCCUAGAAUUUCAGGUCUCCAGAAACUGUGGACAAGCAUUACAGAGCUCCACAGGAUUUGCAGAGGGGUUUUCUCGGCAAUCAGUUCUAAAUGUAAUUUUAAAGCCUGGUGAGAGAAAAUCUGUCAAAGUCAAAUUUACACCAGUUCUUAAUAAAACAGUUUCAUCAUUGAUAAUUAUCAGAAAUAAUUUAACCGUAAUAGAUGCUGUAAUGGUUAAAGGACAAGGAACUACUGAGAGUGUGAGAGUUGCAGGGAAACCACCUGGACUAGGAAGUUCUUUACGCUUUAAAAUCACUGAAGCAUUACUAAAAGACUGUACUGAAAAAACUAAAUUAAAGGAACCAAAUUUUACACUGAAAAGAACAUUCAAAGUGGAGAACACUGGGCAGCUUCAAGUUAAAAUAAAAUCCAUGGAAAUCAGUGGCUAUUUAUGUGAAGGAUAUGGAUUUAAAGUAGUUAAUUGUCAAGAAUUUGCACUAAGUGCCAAUGCCUCUAAAGACAUAGUCAUAUUGUUUACACCAGAUUUCACUACUUCCAGAGUUGUUCGUGAGCUGAAGCUAACCACAGAAGGAGGCUCUGAAUUUAUAUUUGUAUUAAAUGCAUCCCUUCCCUAUCAUAUGUUAGCAACAUGUGCAGAAGCCUUGCCCAGACCCAACUGGGAGCUGGCACUAUACAUAGUAGUCUCAGGAAUAAUGAGUGUGCUCUUCCUUUUGGUAAUUGGAACAGCCUAUUUAGAAGCUCAAGGAAUAUGGGAGCCAUUCAGAAGACGUCUGUCCUAUGAGGCAUCCAAUCCUCCCUUUGAUAUGGGAAGACCAUUUGAUCUCAGGAGAAUAGUUGGAAUUUCAUCAGAUGGAAGCUUGAAUGCACUUGGAUCUGAUUCUAAUCACAGCUCUUCCAGAGGAAUCUAUGGACCAGGAAGUUCAUCACGAUCCAGUGCAGCAAGUCACAGGCAAUGCAACUCUACAAUAAACCUGCACAGCAACAGAAAUUCAGUUGAAGUUGAGAAUGUGAAGCUUAAAAACAGUUCAAGUAUUUCCAGUAGGACUUCCAUGCAGGCAGGUUCUGCACAGUCAACUAACAGAACAGGUUCCCUCUUCCUGGAUUCAAGUGGUGCAACUCAGAAUCAUGCAGUAGGCAGAAAGUCCAGGGGUGCAAAGCAAAAUCUUCAACCAAACCAGCAGCAUGCUCCAGUAUUACUGGAGGAGCACUUAUCACAACCACCAGCAGUGCCUCAACAACAAGAGCAGCAGAAUGAAAAUUCCCUGCCACAGUCACAGCAUCUUGCUGCUUCACAUUCAGAAUGUGCUGGUAACACAAGGCACAGCUCUGAAGACUCAGACAUUGCUACGCUUAUAGAAACCAUGGACAAAGACUUUGAUCAUCCAGAAUCCCCUUCCCCAGAUUUGUUUACAGAGCAACCCCCAUCUCCAGUAGCAAAAAGCAAAGGGAAAGGAAAACAAUUUCCACGCAAAUCUAAGCCCCAAAAGAAGCGGGAAGAAAAAGAUCGAAGAGGAAAGGGAAAGCAGCCAGAGGAUGAACUGAAAGACUCUCUAGCAGAUGAUGACAGUUCUUCAACUACCACAGAAACUUCCAACCCAGAUACAGAGGCACUUCUGAAAGAGGAGCCAGAAAAGCAAAAGGGAAAACAGCCAAUGCCAGAAAAACAGGAAAAUGAAAUACCAGGAAAACAGAAAAACAAAAAGGUAUCAGUUAUCAAGAAAGAAAUCCCAACAGAUGUGAAACCUAGUUCUUUUGAGAUGUCAUGUCCUUCAUCACUGGAAAUUAAGCCACACAAAAGUUUUUCCUCCAAGCUCUCUGCCCAGCAUACAUUCACAAAUGGGUUCAAACCAAGAAACAUUCAGAAAACAAAAGGUAUAAACACAAAACUGAUGGAGAGUAGGCCAUCGACAUUAGCAAAGUUCUUCUCCAGUGGCUCUGGUCAAGAGCUAGGAAAUACCAGCAGCUCAGAAGGAGAAAAAGACUCUCCACCACCAGAGUGGGACUCAGUGCCAGUUCACAAAACAGGCAGCUCUACUGACAACCUUUAUAAGCUGUCCCUGCAAACCCUCAAUGCAGAUGCUUUUUUGAAGCAACGGCAGACCUCACCAACUCCUGCCUCUCUAUCUCCUCCUCCUGCAUCGGUGGCAUUUGUAUCACGGAACACUUACAGCAGUAUUGUGAACAACUGCAAUGAACCGAAAAACAAAUUGCUCAGUGGUGCUAAACAUAAGGUGGCAAAGACAGCCUCUCUCCCGGGCAGGAAUGGAAAUCCUACUUUUGCUGCUGUAGCUGCUGGUUAUGACAAGAGUCCAGGUGGUAGCGGCUUAACAAAACCUUCCCUGGUCAAAACUGAACCGCCUAGCUGUAUGAAUGCUUCACACACCACUGUUGAUAGUGAUGGCUCUGACAGUUCUGGUUUGUGGAGUCCUAUAAGCAAUCCUAGCAGCCCAGAUUUCACACCCCUCAACUCAUUCUCAGCAUUUGGAAAUUCUUUUAAUUUAACUGGAGAAGUUUUCAGCAAACUUGGACUAUCACCAUCUGUUUAUGGUCAGGAUGCUCAGAGGAAUUGGAGUGAAUUUAAUAAUGUUUCUUCAUCCAUCUGGGACCCUUCUGCUACAGGUUUGAUAACCUCCUGGCCAACAAGUUCAGGUUCUCCAACUCACACAACUUCAUCUAUCCUUGGCAAUGGAAGCAGCUUGUGGUCUCCUACCACUACCCCGUUCAGCAGUUCCAUUUGGUCCAGUAAUUUGAACAGCUCCCUUCCUUUCAACACUCCGGCCAGCACAUUGGCAAGUAUUGAUCUCGGGACUGAAAAUGCCCCAUCGCCACCUGCAACUGCCCCUACAGUUAGCAGUCCUGAAGAUGUGGGACAAACUUAUAACCCAUGGCUAAUUUGGAGCCCUGCAAUUGGAAGAAGAAGCUCAGAUCCUUGGCCUAACGUGCAUUACCCUCCUGACAAUGGAAAUUAAGCAACACAAAGAGGCUGUUGUCCAGAUCUGAUCAUGAAAAAUUCUGUAACAAGCCUGGAACAUAAUUUGCAAGCCAUCCGCUGCCAUUCCUCUCCCUUGCUCCAUGCCACAACACUGUUAAAAUCUAGUCAUGCAGUUAUCAUUUGCUCCUCUGAACUCUGUCUUGCAAUUAUGGUAGUGUGGAAUCACUGAUCAGCUUGGAAAGUUUGGCUGUGGUCAAAAACUAUUUAUCUAGAGCCACACUCAGUUUGUUUACCACCUGCCCCUUAUGUUUUUAAAGCCAGUUAAGUUCCAAAAUUCAGUGAUUUUUUACUACCAUGCUUGGGUUUUAAUUUGUUUUCCAGUAUUAUGCUCUCAAACAUAAUUUUAAAGAGCACCUUGUGCUAAAAAUGCAGAGUAUUUUUUUAAAAAAUAAGGCUGUCUUUGUUAAAAGACUCUACGAAUGUAAAAAUCUUAGGAGCAAAAAUAGCUGAACAUAAGAGCAUUCUGUUCAAACUAUACAUUUUAUGUGCUGUUUGUACAUUUGUAAACUUGAAUGCAUUUUUAAGUUGAACUGAAAUGUGCAUAGCCAACACUUGUGGAUGAAACACAAUUCCCUUGUGCUUUUUUUACCAAUACAACUUGGAGUUGUACUUGAAAAAUAAAUAAUGCUUUUUCA
Molecule: messenger RNA, 6558 nt
Organism: Varanus komodoensis (Komodo dragon)
Lineage: Eukaryota; Metazoa; Chordata; Lepidosauria; Squamata; Varanidae
Gene: TMEM131
Product: transmembrane protein 131
Exons: 40
Coding region: 177-5900 (1907 amino acids)
Cellular component (GO): membrane
Source: RefSeq, a predicted model, not a curated record